Rhineura floridana is the source of this 9567-nucleotide messenger RNA. It is a transcript of the gene TEX15, whose product is annotated as testis expressed 15, meiosis and synapsis associated. Gene Ontology annotation, cellular component: nucleus. The record is from RefSeq and is a predicted model, not a curated record. Gene Ontology annotation, biological process: synaptonemal complex assembly; regulation of double-strand break repair via homologous recombination; male meiotic nuclear division. Bases 172 to 8490 code for a protein of 2772 amino acids. The transcript is spliced from 9 exons. NCBI's taxonomy places the organism in Eukaryota, Metazoa, Chordata, Lepidosauria, Squamata, Rhineuridae.
AGGAGAGAGACGGUAAGAAAAAGUACCGCCUUCGGGUUUAUUCGUUUGAGGGCGGGAAUCUUCGUGCCGCGCCUCUUCCCCUCCCCGCGCGGUGCACGUGACGCGCGGAGAGGCGUGCGUGCGGCGGGGUCUGUGUUGGGGAGGGGCUGUUAUAGGCGACAGUGUGCUGGGAUGUUUGAGUCGGCAGUUGGUGAGAUGGUGGCGGUGGCGCAACACCAGGUGGGGGUUGGCAGGCGGCAGCGGUUCGAGCCGAAAGAGCUAGCGGGCCCUGCUGGGGCGGGGACUUUGAGGCGGAGGCAAGAAGGAUGCUCGAAGCUGAAGGGGUGUGUUGAAGAAGAAGGAAGAAGAAACGGGCGUUCUGAGGAUGAAGACGCUUUAUUCGACCUGGAGGACGAUAGCAGUCGCGAAUGGAGAGUUGAAGACAAAAUAGAAAAGGAACCAAAGAUGGAAGUGAUACGGAAAAAUGUAGCAUCAAAUACAAAGGGAUUAUUUUUGUCAGAUCAAAAUCCUUUGAAAAAAUUUACCAUCCCUAAAAGAGCUCCUGAUAAAGGUUUUCUAACAGAGUGUUCCACUAAUCAGAGAGACUAUAGUGAGAUUAUACAACGUCUGAGCCAAAGUUGCCUUGACACAGAAUGUAACCUGGAAUCUUUGUGGCAGUUUGAUAAGAUAGAAAUGGUUCACAAUAAAGAUCUGGAAGAAGAUUUUGUUGCAAAGAGGGCUAAGUUGCGUGAAGAAGGAAGGCAAGAUAAAGAAGUCUCUGGCUUUCUAAUUGUGCCUAAAGAUGAAGUCUCAAAAAUUUGUCAAAGUGGCUUGCACAUUGGUCAUUCCACCAAGAACAAACUAAAUAUUGUGAAGGAGCUGGGAAAUCCUCAACUUGGAGUAUAUUUAUUCAGAUAUGUUGAGGUUGCUUUGAAUUAUGCAUCCAAACAUUCAAUCCCAGUAGAAAAUAUCAUUAUCUUUCGGGUUCUCUUAGGAAAAGUGAAAAAAAUUCAGCCUCCCAAGGGCAAAAAGAAAGUUGCUUUGGAUCCAACUCCAAACUUUGAUUGCCAUAUGUCCAGAAUCCAUCCUUCAGUUAAGGAUUCACUGGAGGAUCAGGCCAUUAGUUCUUUGGUAUAUUUUUAUGAAUAUAAUGAACUUUCAAAACCAGUGGAAAAGCCUAGGCAAUGCCUUCCAUAUGCAGUCAUAAAAGUAAAAUGUGUUAAUCAGAAGAUGGAGGCAGUCUCCCCAGUGGCAUCUUCAAAGUGCAGACCUCAAAAGUUGCCUAAGCACGUGGGAAGAGGAAGAAGUCUCCCACUGGAAAACUGUACACGAGUGACAAGGAUAGGUAAAAGCCAGCUCAUCUAUGAACAUUUCAGAAAGCCUAUAGAAAGUUGUGCAGUAAACUUACAGAAUAAUGCAUCUGCAGAAGUUUCUCCUUUUUCUGGAAGCUUACAGAACUGGAGUGGCUCUAUAGCUGAAACCCAGUGCAGAAAAAUGAAACCCAAAUCAAGUGAAAGGUGGGAUUCAGCACAGAUGGAAACAAAUGAAACAAAUCUUCAGUAUUCACCAUAUGUGGAUGUCUGCAGAGAUGUUAGAAGUACCCACACUGAAAACGCUAAUAAAAAUCCUUUGAAAACGCAUCCUGGAGUUUCUCCUGCCUGUGAUAGUGGUUCAAGUACUGUACUUACUUCAAGACUGAUUAAGGAUCCAAGGUUAACAAAAAGGGAACAAAACCUAGGGAAGCAAAAUGCAGAGGCAAUCUUUGAUGGAUUUUCACAGUGUGAGAAUGAAAUGGAAUAUAACUUGGAAAUGAAAAUAUCAGCUGCUGUAGGCAGUCCAUAUACUGUAUCUGAGGAUUUUUUCCUCCUGAAUUCUAAAUAUACCUUUAACCAGAGGCAAUAUAUGGAGAAAACAUCAUGGGAAGAAAGUACUUUAAAAGAGAGUGUAGCAGCCUCUCUAUUAAAUAGGGAUAGAGAUUACUCAGUGAAUAGCAAGCAGGGAUUAAGUAAUAUAAACAAAAGCAUUCUGCGUUCUCAGAAUGCUGAUACAGAUCACUCUUUGAAAACCAAUCUAAGUCAUAGUUCUUUAAAAUUCAAGACCUCCAAAGCCAAAAAUCCAAACAGAAUCCUUAUGGAAGAUGUCAAAGCAGAAAAAGAAAUUAAACAUUUAAAAUUGUCUUCAUUGCAACAGAAUCCUUCUAAAACAUUGGUUAAUGAACGGAAAUUUCAGGACAAAAAUCCAGAGAGUGUAACAUCUAGCAAAGAUAAGAUGGAUAACACAGGAAAAAUUGGUAACCAAUUACAAGGUGGUUAUGCUUCUGAAAUGCUGUACUCAGCAGAUCUUGAUACAAAAUGUGCUCAAAAAAAUUGUACUUCAUCAGAGGAAGAACAUAAUGGUAAUGUUGAAAGUUGCAACUUUCAGGAUAAUACAUUACAGUCUGAAUUUUGUCAAAAACUACAUGUUUCUGAAAACAUGAGAGAAAACCGGACUGAAGAGAACUAUCGCUGUGAAUGGUCUUCAGAUGAUCAAAUGGGUGCAGAGAUGUUUGAACAAAAUGAAUGCCAUGCAACGAUAGAAUCUGAAAACUUCAAUAUGGCUGAAACUCCUAAAGAGAUUAAUAAACAAAUAUAUGCAACACCUGGAAUAACAAACAGCUCUGUAAGAGAAAAGGAAGAAUGUACUACAAAGAAAAUGAAAGAUACUUCUUUCAAAGAGAGAAUCAUGCAUCAAUCACACAAUGCCUGUAGAACUGACCCAGUAAUAAGAGAUUGUGAUGAAAAAAGUGUAUGCCCUCCUGAGUCAGAAUCAUUAGAGAAAAAUAUUCUUGGAGAUAGCAAACAAUGUUGUCUUUCCUUGGGAAUAUUUGUUGAUGAGCAAAGACAUUUGGAAACGGACGACAAAGUAAAUGCUAAUGGUUUUAAUCAAAUACACAUAAGCGAUUUGGAAGAGGCGUCUCCCUGGGAAGAAAAAGGUGGAAUAUACACCCCUGAAAUACAGAUACCUUCCACUACAGAAAAUGCAGCAGAAAGAACAUCAGGAAAAGAAAAAGAAAAUUAUGUCAAGACAGACAUGAAGAAAAGUAUAAGUGUUAUAAAACACUGCACGGAAGUUUCAGAGAAUUUUGGUGAUUUGGAUUCAGAAAAUAGUAUAGAUCUGACACCUCAUCAGAAAAAAAAUCACACUAUCUCUAUGUUAAGCACCUCUAUUCAUGUACCUUUGGGGGACAGAGAGCAUACUGAAAUUAAAAAAUCUCAGGCUAAGAAUACGGGUACUUCAAAUGCAAAUUUUGAAGUGUUGAAGAAUAAUUUAUCGUGUACAGAUAGUAUUCCAGAAAUAUUUGAGCAGGAUUUAGGGGUAAAAUGUGAGGACAAUAAUAUUCAGGACUUGGAGGUUUUUAGUGAGAUUGAAAAUGCAUUGGAAGGGAGUAAAAAAUAUCUCUCCAUAUCACAGAACCCAUGUAGUCAUGGAAAUAUAUUGGGUGAAAAGGAUGAGUAUCAUUAUUUACAAGAGCGUAUGGAUUGGGAGAAUCUGUUUCAAAAACCUAGUCUGAGCACAAAGGUUUCAGACAAUCCCUCUGUGAAGGAGAAUGAAAAUGGUGUGGAAGAAACUGAACUGAUUAAUACAUAUUUAUGUCCUGACUUACAAAUUACAAUAACCAAUAUAUAUAAGCCAAAAUUGAAUUCCUUUCAUAGUUCUUACAGAACAAAUACAGAUACAGGAAAAUGUGCAGCUAAAUAUUUGAGUCAUAAAAAGGGUAUUAAAGGAUUACAAGAUAAAAAAAAUGAAAAAUACAUAAAGGGUUGGAAAACUUCCAACUUUUAUCACAGAGGGAAAGAACAUAACAUUUCAGAUGAACAGUGUAUAUGUUCUUCGUUGUCCAAGGGACAAGUUAAAACAUUUGUGCAGUCUGAAAAGUAUAUUAAGAAUAUUUUGAAUACUCUUAACACUGAAGCAUUGUUUUGUAAAAACAAACAUCUUUCUCAGAAAAUAGAUGGAGCAAUGUUUCACUUAAGAAAAGCACGGUGGAGUGUUCAAAAAUCUUUAAAAAUAUUAGCAAAAGCUAGAAGGAAAAGACAAAGUGACUCAUCAAAAUCAUGCAAAGUCAUACACUGCGGUUCCCAAUAUUUGGAUUAUUCUGUAACAUCUGGUUGCAUUUCAGAUAUACCUGGUAGCAGUGAUAAUGUAAGGAAUACAAAAAUAACAGAACUUGAAACAGUCUUUGAGAAAUCUACCAGUUUAGAUACCAUGGAAUUCAAAAACACGAAAAUAACCACUGACAAACAUAUUAUGAGUAAUGAGGAGAAGACUUACGUAAAUUUGACCUCUGAAAAUUAUAUCCAAGAAAAUGUAGCUACCAACAUUGGAUGGACAAAGCAAGACUUCAGCUCUGAAGCUGAUAGAUGUAAAAGCAAAAAUAGUGCAAAACAUGUGAAUUCAGUGAUUGAGAGAAAAGAGUGGUUUGUCAAUCAAGCAGACAAAAGAAAAAGUGAAGGGACUUGUGAGUCUGAUAUAAAUGCGAGUACAAUUAAACUUGCCACACCAGUUCAAACAGCUGUAGAAUCUUCUGCAAAACCAGAUGAUAUUUCCAGUUCCUCACCUAUUUUUACAGUGCUGGAAAAUGUUUUUUCUAAUGAAAAUGAAGCUCUGGAAAUAUCCCCAGUGCAGCAAAAAAACAUGAACAUGAGUGCUGGGAUUUCAUCCAAUAGUUAUCUACUAUCUCCAAUGCCCUUGGUAGAUAAUAGCUUGUUCCUGUCAUCUCAUAAUCAUGAAUUACAGGAUUUUGAAGGAGAAAAAACAGAGGAAAUGGGGAUAUCGAAGACCAAAACAGAUUUUUCAAAUAUAAAAUUUCCUGUGAAGCCAUUAGUAAAAAUAGAUUUAGAACAGAAAGACAUGACACAAGCAAGUCAUUUCACACCCAGUAAGGAAACAGCCUGCAGAUUUUCUUCAGUUAGUGUUAAUAAAGUUAUUCAGCUUCAUUCCAACUUCCAAGAAGUUCCGGAACAAAAUGUUGAACCUAUUACUGCAACUACUAUUUUUCCUCCUGCCCAUUACUAUGAUUCUGUGCCAAAUAAAACAAAUAAAAAAUCUACAAACUCUAGGACAAGAUUAAAUGAAAUCUGUUGUUCAGCUGAACAUUCAAACAACUGCAGAGACCUCAGUGAUGACAUCAAGUGUCCAAAAGUAGGAAUUGAACUAAAAUCUCUUGAUUUCAUCAUUAAAAUAUCAGAGAUCUUGAGAAAAGCAGAUGAAACCACAUCUUUGAAUAUAUUACACGAACACAUUAUGUCUUGCAGAAACAGCCUUCCUUUCUUUCUUAGAGCUUUUGAGAAAAAGCAGGAAUGCUCUUUUGAACGUGUCUUAGUUUCGAGGGAGAUACUCAGGAAUGCUGAAAGAAAGGUGCAGGCUGUUCAUAAAUUAAAACCUUGUGCUAUAGAAUCACUGAUUGAACUACAAAUUAUCAUGGAAACCAUUGAGUUCAUUGAAAAUAAGAAGAGGCUUAUAGAAGGUGAACCAACUUUCCGAAGCUUGCUUUGGUAUGAUGAUUCACUGUUUAGUGAGUUGUUUGGUGGGCAGUCAGGUUAUCAGCAACAAUCAAAUCUCUAUCCUGCUUUUCAGAGGAGACUAAAAUACAGUGCUCUUAAUGAGUUACAAAGCUACCACAAACAAUUAGUAGAGGCUUUUGAGAACACAAGGUGGGAAAAUAAUUCAUACUAUUCCUUCUUGAAAUUAAGGCGAGAAAUAGAGGAAUGUGAAGCAGCAAUUAAAAGUAAUUCCAAUUUAUCUGAUUUUUUCCUUUCUGUUCCAUAUGUUUGUGGUGCUAACUAUGGAGAUACUCUUGAAGAUUUGGAACAUGCCAGAAAAAAUACAAUGGAUUUAAUAAACACAUAUGAAACCCUUCCUGAAAUUAAUGGGAGGGCAGAAAAAGAAGACAAUAUUUGGGUUAUAAUGGAGAUUAUUGCUACAAAGGUAGAAUUCAUAAAGACCUGUGAAGAUGUGAACAUAAAAACAUCAUUGUAUGGUCUUGAGCACAUAUUUUUUGAUACUGCUAAGAGUCUUGCUUGGAAAGAAAGAGAGAAGUUUAUAAAUAGAGAUUUAAAAGAUGGGAAGAGGCAAAUGCUCAAAUUAAAUGAAGCUGCUCUAUCUAAGCUCUAUGACACUUACCAGAAUAUGGUAGAAGAAUUUGAAAAUGGAAGCUGCAACAGCGCCAUUGAAGAACACAUAUUAAAGGAAUCUUCAGGAGGCUCUUGUAACUGUGAAAUGGCAGACAGGCAACAUAAGGCAAAUUAUUAUAUUACAAAGUCCCUUAUUGUACGUCAGGAUAUUUGUUGUAUUGGUGAAAUAUUAGAUGAAGCACAGGCUUCAAAUAUUGAGAGGUUACAACAGCUCACAUGCAGAUGUAUGGAACAUAUGGAAAUGCUGAAAAAGUAUUUUCAGAUUUUACAGGAAGAGGAUGUCAGUGUUUUGAUCACAAAAGAAAAUGUACUGGGAUUCAUGAAAAGUGGGGGCAUAAGUCCUGUUAUUUUGAAACCAGAAGCUGUUGAGGUAUAUACUGAAAUGGCAAUGAUAUAUGAAACAGUUUUUUUCCUUAAAAAUUCAAUAGCAAGAAAAAAAGAUAAACCAAGAUUUCGAAGUUUAUUAUGGUUUGAUGAAUCACUUCUACCUGAACUUUUUCGGUGUCAAGAAAAAAUGGCUUCCUUGUCUUACCGGAAAGACAACCUUUUAAAAAUGAUAGAGUCUUCCAUCUGUGAACUUCAAGAUGAGUUGAAUGUUAUUUAUGACUAUGCAGAAAACUUAAAUUGCUCAUAUGCACUUCAUCUUCUCACAAGAGAGCUUGCAGAAUUUUCAGAAACAAGAAACCUCCUGCAAACAUCUAAAUCCUCCAUCUCUAUGUGUGUUGACUUGGUGCCAUAUUCUAUAUGUUUAAAUUAUGGGAGUACUGUGUCUGAACUGGAAUGCAAUUACAAUCAAUUUUCUUCUCUCCUUGAAAAAUUGAUGCUGGCUGAAAAGAAAGAUUUAGGAAAAAUGGCUCACAUUAUGAAAAUAAUGAAGACUAUUGAGCACAUGAAGUUUGUCUGUUCUGAACAGGGGAAAUCGCCUCUUCCUCUGGUUAUAUAUCAGAUGCUUAAAAACUGGAGAAAAACUUGCCAGUUGAAAAGGCAAGAUACAAAAAUGCAUGUGGAUAUCAUUGAAGAGCAUAACAUCAAAGACAGUAUGUGUAGCAGUGGCUCUCGAGUUUGUCAGGCCUCAGGUUCUCAGUCUCAACACAAAAGGCCUGCUAAUGUAUCUUCAGAAGACAACCCUGGACCUUAUGAAGAGAAGAGUGAUCCUUCACACAGUAAAAAGAAAAAGGUUGCUGCUUCAUUGAUGACAACCACAAAAAAUAUACAUGAAAAAGAAACUAGCAGAAAUUUAAGAAAGAGUGGAAAAUAUAAUUUCCCAAAAGACAAAGAACUACAGUUAAGCAUUUCAACGGACAAUAUCUGGAAUAAAAAAGUUGAUGAUUUGAGAGAGACAUCACCAAUCUCACAUUUACAGAUAAAAGAUUUGAAAGCUGUUUGUCCUUUUGCAAGUAUUCAUUCUUCACCAAAUAUCUCAGACCCAAAGUUGAUUUGUUCAAACAUAUUAGCCAGUCAGCAAAAUCUAGCAGAUCUAAGAGAUUUCAACAAGAACAGCUGGAGUGCAAAAGAACAUGAGGAAUAUCUUGCAUCCCAUAAUGAGAGAGACAAAGAUGUUUCUUUAUCUUCAAUGAAGGUUCAAUUAUUACAGCAAUGUCCUGAAGGCUCAGUUAAUAAAGAUGGCAGUAGUUCUACGCUAAAUGAGCACCAUGACUUAAAAUCAGAAUCCUUGGGCGAUGCUUCGCAUGAAUGUAGCACAGCUCUCUGUUUACCACCAAAUCCUCGUAGAAAUGAGGGGAAAUGUGGGGAGAAAACUGUUAUCCCCAACUGCACAACCACAUAUAAUUUAGAUUCCUCAACAAUGAUGGAAGUAAAAUCCGUGGAACUGGAGCAUUUGCAGUUGGGAUCAUCAUACAGUGAAAAUAACAAAAAACCUGCUGAAUUGUCUGCUUUCAGUCAAAACGAACAUCUUGAGGAAACAUCUCAGUUGCAGUGUUCUUCUGUGCACAUUUAUGGUACAGUCCAUCCUUACUACUCUUGGUACUUCUGUCAAACUGGUAGCAAUUCUCACUCAGUAAUUCAGGCAUACCAGGAAUUAAAUUCCUAUGAAAUGCAUCAGCUGACAUAUGGCAUGUCUGCAGCUACAAGCAUAAUGUAUAACACACAGUCCAGUAUGUUUCAUUCACAGUCUUAUAGUCAUUUUAGUGUUGGAGAAUCACAAAGGUUUAACUUUGCCCAGAUGUAUCCAAUGUAUGGUUAUGUCAGUUCUGUAGUAGGCUUUCCAUGUAAUAAUUAUCAGCAGCCAUUAUGGUACGCAGAAAAUCAGCCUUUGGCACACGUUGCUUUUCCAUAUCCUUCCAAUAUUGGCUCACAAGAUUAUGUGGAUCUACAGUAAGUGCUGAAUCAAUUAAAAAAUCUAGCUUUUUUAAAAAAAUACUUAGUUGCCGCUUAAAAUUCCUUAUUGUGGAUCAAGACACAAACACAACUAAACUAGAGUGUGUAAUGUUGAGCCAAUAUGAUGAAUGCAUAGUUACAGGUGCCAUUUGUCGUCUGAACCAGCCCUUGCAGGUACACUGAGAACUGGAACCCAGUUACCACCACUAUUAUUUUAACCCAUUCUUUUAGGUUUCAUUCAUUCAGUUUUAAAACAGAGCUGAACUAGACCUUGAACUGACCUACACUAUCUACUCUAGGGGGGUGACUUCAGAAUUUAAAAAAAAAUCUAAAGUAAAUAAAAUGCUGUUGAUUUGAAAGUUAGCAUACUGGUCUCAUACUGGAUCAGUAUCUGUAAUACAAGCAGAAGCUUGUGCUGUUACAGUGAACACAGCAUCCAGUGCUAAGAGACAUUUCUCUGCAUAGCAAUGAAACACCCAUAGAUAUCCCACUUAUUACAGGGAUUUGCUAGUUCUGGGAAGUCAUGGCUGCUGUGUUUGUCCUUUGGAUACAACGCAAGUAAUUGUAGAAGUAGCUGCAUGUUACAGCAGAGCAAACAGUUGUGGUGUUAUAGGCAGUACAUUUGUUACAAUUGUUGAAACAGUCUAAGGCUUGUUCAUUUUCAGCUGCCUGGCGGCGGUCCUUUGCUGGGUUCAAUCAUUCGUCCGUUUUCUUCUUUUUACUUGUGAUGCUUCUUUGAAUACUUGAUUAAAAUUUUUAUGUAGAUUUGGCAUUAAAAACUGCUGUCUGGUAUUUUCAACUGAAAUUAAAGCUUAUGAAAAUCUGAAUCUUUCAGAAUCAUUAUCACAUAAUCCUUAGAACAUGAUCCUGUACCAUAUUACACAAUUCAAGUUAGAUUGGGCCACUGGUAAAUUCAGUAAAGCAUAAUAGAAAUAUUCAUGGCUUCAGGUAACUAACCUUGUCUCUAAAAUGCAUAGACUCAUGUCCCAUUUGUUUUCAUUGGAUGUAUUAUUUCAUUUAUGAAUCACUGAAGUAUGUAUCUCAAAGUGAUUUCACAAUACAACCCUUAUACGCACAA